Messenger RNA from Thrips palmi, 804 nucleotides. RefSeq lists its product as uncharacterized. The record is from RefSeq and is a predicted model, not a curated record. The transcript is spliced from 5 exons. The coding region runs from base 1 to 804 and encodes 267 amino acids. NCBI's taxonomy places the organism in Eukaryota, Metazoa, Arthropoda, Insecta, Thysanoptera, Thripidae.
AUGGCAUUUCCCAACGCUGAUAUUUUGGAUUAUGAAAUGGAGGAGGGAGAAAUCGAAUCUUCGGGCGAAGAAACCGUAGACCUGAACAUAUCAGGAGAACAGUUCCGAGAGCUCAACGGAGCAGAGGUAGUAGGAGAAGCACGCGACUCUCGCCCUCACGUAACUUCUGUUCAAGAAGUUACGCGAGGGAUCGAGGCCCCUGAGACCUCGGAAGAAGUUGAAGAGGAACGGUAUUCUCGUUUUCGUGCGGAGAGGACAAACAUUCUUCCUAGUCGCUUGCAGGGAGACCCUACUAUUCGAAGGAGGACACAGCCCUCCGUCAUCACCAACACUGGCCAAGAGAGAGGAGUGCUUCGAGAAAUAAAUCUCAAUCCCCCCGCUGCUAACUCUCCAGCUCAUGCUAGUGUGAGUGUGCCACCACCUCCUCCUCCACCUUCCCCUGUCCUGGAAUCUCCGAAAUCCGUAUUUGUUCGGUUGGGGCCGAAAGUGGUGCCUGUGAUUGAUGCCCCUGAAAUUGACCCUGUAGACAAGAAGAAGAAGAAGAAAAGGACACCCAGUGUCCGUUAUCGAGCUUGCUAUGUGACUCCUCAAGAACUUGACGCAGCGAUUAAAGUUGCUCAGAAGAAACGCCAAGACAAAGACGAAGCUACUAAGAGGAAACGAGAGGAAGAACUAGGUAUCGAAUUAGCCAUUGCAAGACUUAAGUCAAAAAUGGAAGAAAUGAAGAAGAAGAAGGAGGAGGAAGAUAAAAAAGAUGAAGAAAAGAAGAAGACGAACAGAGAAGAUGAAGAUAAUGUUAAGUAG